AUGCAGAGGGCCGGGCAAGAGCGUGUGAGUCAGUGCGAGCGUGAGACGGGCGAGCAACGACGACAAGCUCCGGCUGUAGAAAAGGCGAACUUGAACGCGAGCGAUACUCUCGAAGGCCGCAAGACCAAGUCGAGCGGUUCCCGAUAUCGAAGGUCUGGAGAAACCGACGAAAAUCCAAAUCUCGCGCGUUCCGUGCGCCGCGACGUCGUCGUCGGCGUGAUUUCAACUGAAAGGCAUCAGCUACGCCCCGCUUUAAGAAAUUGUAGUAACAAUAUCGGCGCCCUUUCUUUCUCUCCCUUCUGUGUCUCUUCCUCUCUUUCACUUAAAGGAAAGCCCGACCAUCGAUCGAUUUUACGCUUCACCACUUUGCAGCGCCUAACAAUUGAGCUAAAAAUAGCACACAGAGCGGCGAUAAAAGCUCACGCGGUGUCGAGUUACGGCAUCGGUGCUGAAAGGCGAAUGGAGAGCAAUAAAGCGACUCACGGCGCAAACGACAAUCAUCACUCGGUCGACUCGAAAUCCAACGACGACGACGUCGACGUCGACGGCGGCGGCGGCGGUGGCGGCGGCGGCGGCGGCGGCGGCGGAACAGUCUACGUGAUUGCAUUCGAGGGGAAGGAGAACGGGGAGAAAGAAAGAGACAUGGAAGAGAGCGGUUCGCCUUUUGUUGUAGUCAACAACGACCUGCAGAAUCCUCUGGAUCCGUGGUCGAUAGUCUGGUACAUCGGCUCGUUCGGCGGCCUGGUGGCGUUCUUCCUCAUCGUCAGCUGUUCCGAGUGGUGCUGUCGACGUGGCAGCCGACCCCUCACGGUGCCCUACGCACAACGCGCCGAAACGAUAAACACAACCGGAGUUACGGAAACCCCGCCGCCACCUUACCACCUAUUCGCCCCACCUUCUUACGAUUCCGUCAACUACGGCGAGAUCGUCGACAAGACGUCCGGCGAGAAACUGGACAUCUACGUGAUCUCCGUGCCGGUCCACAGGCCAGUGGUGCAGGCGCCAGUGUAGAAGACCUGGGAAAGGCUCAUCCUUUUGACGAGGAUCAUCAUACCUGAUUUAUCGAUGACGGUCGACAUACGAUCGCGUAGAAGCGGUCUCGCGAACCCUUCAUUAAAAUCGCCGGCUAGUUCGACGUUGAAGAGAACUGCUCGAGAAAGAAGCGCAACUAUCGUACAGAAGUGACUACGCAUGUGUCUUCGUUACAGCUGAGAAAUUUACUUAUUCGACGACAUUGACAGAGAUGAUGAACGUUCGUCGAAGCAUUAAUGUCAUUCCGAAUCAAAUGAGUCGCUUCCCGCGGCGUUUCCACGGAACGGUGACGGAUACACCGAAAUUCUGAGAAAAAAUUGUCACGUCAUCGUAAUCACGUCGAUCUCGAAAAGAUCACGACGGUAGAGAAGAUUACGCCGAUAUAAUUCUAGAUAGAAUUUAAUUUUAUACUGUUCCGGGAAAUUCAAUUUCUCGCGAUUUCAAACGAAAAUUCUAUGACCAAAUUAUGAAAAUUGUCAUCAAGGUUUUCCUGGAAUCAACGAGAGAGAAAGAAGAACGACGAGCUAACGACACUGAAGAGAUCUAAGUCAAUACUUGUGUGGAGAAAAAUUUAGUAUGCAUCGAUAGUAUAAUAUUGAGAGAUGACACUUAGAUGAUAUAUCAGAUAUAUGAUCAAAGUCGAUCAGACUCGAAUAUUCUCCUAGACAAGUGAUAAAAGAAUUGAUAUAAAAAAAAAAAAAAA
Messenger RNA from Monomorium pharaonis (pharaoh ant), 1735 nucleotides. RefSeq lists its product as uncharacterized. The coding region runs from base 1 to 1011 and encodes 336 amino acids. The transcript has 4 exons. The record is from RefSeq and is a predicted model, not a curated record. NCBI's taxonomy places the organism in Eukaryota, Metazoa, Arthropoda, Insecta, Hymenoptera, Formicidae.